Messenger RNA from Megalobrama amblycephala (Wuchang bream), 924 nucleotides. Its product is annotated as complement C1q-like protein 4. Gene Ontology annotation, molecular function: protein binding. The record is from RefSeq and is a predicted model, not a curated record. The transcript is spliced from 4 exons. Lineage: Eukaryota; Metazoa; Chordata; Actinopteri; Cypriniformes; Xenocyprididae. The coding region runs from base 53 to 655 and encodes 200 amino acids.
GUUGUUCUAUAAAUUCAGUUGAUGCAGUAUAUUGCUAGUUACCGGCAGCACAAUGUGGAUUCUUAUAGCAGUUUUAAUGCUCAAUGUGUGGGCUAUACCAGCAGAUGAUGUGCUUUCACCAAACAUAAACAUCCUUGAAGAACUGGGGAAGAUGGAAGCAAGGAUGAAAUCUAUGGAGAAGGAAAAUGCAGCACAAGCAAAGAAGCUGGAGGAGUUGCAUGUUACAAUGAAUGAACUAAUUAAACAACAUGAAGUUUCAAAAGUGGCUUUCUCGGUUUCUCUGUCGUCCACUAUUGGACCGCACGACACUUUACAAACCCUGAUUUACAAACACAUCUUCCUCAAUAAUGGAGACGCCUAUGAUGCAAAUACAGGAAUCUUCACAGCACCCAUGAAGGGAGUGUAUGUAUUCAGGGUUUCCUCUAAGGCCUAUGGAAGUUUAAAGGGAGUUUCCGCAGGCUUGUUUAGAAACGACCAGCAUGAAAUUUAUACAUAUGCACAACAAAUCAGUGGUUUUAUCAGCUCUUCAAAUGGAGUUUCUCUGUUGCUGGAAAAGGGGGAUAAAAUAUGCGUAAAUCUCUAUCCUGGUUUUGUGAUUAAUGACAAUGAAUAUCAUCACAGCACCUUUGGUGGACAUCUGCUUUUCCCCAUGUGAUCUAAACAUACACAGCAUCUUUGUAGACUGUAAUCAUACAAGAUGAUUAAAAAAAAAAAAAUUCUGUCUGUAAGACUAAAAAUCAGUAAAUUUGAAACUAACUUGUACUUAAAAUAUAUCACCUAUUUUUACAGCACCUAUGAAGUCUAACAAGGGUUUUCUCUAAAACCCAUGUUAAAAGGUCCUAUUUGACCCACAUGUGUGUCAAUGUGUGAAAUGUAACCCAUAAAAGCAUUUUAUCAAAAUAAUAAACUUUGGGUGUCACAUUA